CUAAUCGAACCGAUUGUUGACGGAAGUGAUUCUGAAAGUGACACGCUUAAAUAUUGUAUUUGUUGUUCCAAUUAAUUUGUUGGCUUAUCAGUUUAUAAUGAACCACAUAAUUCAUAAGUGAAUAAGAAUCAAUAUGGAUUCAAACGCACUAUUUUAUUCACUUAUAUACAUAUUUAUUUGUGUCUGUUUUCUGGCCCCACCAACAGAAUUUGUAUCCAGUGGCUUAACUAUUCAGAAUCUCCUUUCAAAUUUUUUGGGAAGUGAAGACCUGAAUUUUAUUUAUUAUCACAUACGUCGAACAAGUGUUACCGUUGUCAUCCAUUCAUUUCUUUUACUAGGCUAUUACAUUGGUUUAGCAGUAUGUGCACCAGAGCUGAAACUAUUCUACAUUAAUACUCUACCCACACUGUGGCAGAUAUAUUUAUUGGUUGCUGUUAUAGUACCUAUCAUAACAUGCAUUACAGCUUUUUAUUGGUCAAGAAAUAAGUGGAAUUAUCAUCCGAUAGCCAAUGAAUUAAGAUUUCUGUCCAGUGAUGGAAAUUGGAGGUCAGUUGCAUCUGCUAUAGACAUUGAAUUCCGGCGUAUUGAUAAAUUCACUACUGGUAGUUUUGGUAGAAGAGUAAUAGUUACGGAUUCAUGGGUUAUGAAGACAUCAACAUAUUAUGUACAUGUUGCUAGACAAAGUGAUAUACAUCUUACGCUAUCUCACUCAGAAGAACAUGCAAUAUCAUAUGAAAACAAUUUAACAGCACAAUUUCUGUCAAUAUUAGUUUCAGGAAUAAAUCCGAAUCUGAAACCAUUUUAUAUAAGAUUAAAUGCCUUAGAAUAUGGUGAUUUGAAAGAAAAACUCCAUUUACCUGUUAGAAAUGUAAGAAGUAUUGUGAUACAACAGUCAUUAAGUGAUAAGUUUAUCGAGGCCUUUAGACAACAAGUAUCAGAAAAUGCUGUUUAUACAUUACCAUCUGAUAUGGUGGAAGUAGAUAAUUGUAUUGGAUGUAUGAUAAAACUUUCUAAUGUUAAAUUAAGAAAACAAUGUGAUGACUUAUCUAAUGGUGAAUGUCAACAGUGUUAUUGUAGACCUAUGUGGUGUUUAGAGUGUAUGGGUAAAUGGUUUGCCAGUAGACAGAAUCAACAGGAACCAGAGACAUGGCUUGGUAGUAUCUCACCUUGUCCUACCUGUCGGGCCAAGUUUUGUGUUCUGGAUGUCUGUCCUAUCAUGGGAAGUAACUUGUAGACAUUCUUAUCAAGUGCCAGGACAUACAUGUAUUAUCUGCAAUGGAGUAAAACUGUAAUACAUUAUUGUAAAGUGUCACCUGUCACCUUUUGUUAAUAGACAUGUUAAAUUUGAGAAAUCAUACAGUGAACAUAACCAUAUCCUAUUUUUGUAUUAUUUAUGGGGACUUACCAUAUGAAUACCAUAAACUUGUGAACACUUA
Messenger RNA from Patella vulgata (common limpet), 1436 nucleotides. Its product is annotated as E3 ubiquitin-protein ligase TM129. Lineage: Eukaryota; Metazoa; Mollusca; Gastropoda; Patellidae. Bases 134 to 1234 code for a protein of 366 amino acids. Gene Ontology annotation, molecular function: ubiquitin protein ligase activity. Gene Ontology annotation, biological process: protein ubiquitination. The record is from RefSeq and is a predicted model, not a curated record. The transcript has 4 exons. Gene Ontology annotation, cellular component: membrane; endoplasmic reticulum.